AUGCUGCCGGGAUGGCACUCUGAUCCAAGCUGUAUCUUCGUGGCUGAGGAACACAUGUCCUUCUUCUGUGUCACGUCAUCGUUUCUCACUUUUCCGGGAAUGCCCAUAUACAGCAGCAAGGACUUGGUAAAUUGGCGGUUGUCUAGUCAUGUGUUUUCCAGACCAUCUCAAGUUCCACAGAUUGGAAAUACAACGGUUCAAAACGGGGGGCUCUGGGCAACGACCAUUCGGUACCACGAUGGUAAAUUCUACGCAAUAGUAUCAUACACCCCAGAAACACCAUUUACUGUCACCGGGUUCAUCUUCACGACUAGCGAUCCAUAUAACAACAGUGCAUGGAGCGAUCCGUUAGUAUUUCCGUUAGUUGACAUUGAUGCGAACCUGUUCUGGGAUGAUGAUGGGAAGACGUACAUCCAGUGCUCUGGCAUCCAUCAGCAAACCAUUAAUCUUGAGACGGGUGCCCUUGGACCAGCGACCAUCAUAUGGAAAGGCUUCACUGAGUUUAUUCCGGAGGGGCCGCGAAUGUACAAGAAAGACGGCUACUAUUAUCUUAUGAUUGCAGAAGGUGGAACAGAGCUGAACCACCACGAAGCGAUUGCCCGUUCGAAGAAUAUAUGGGGCCCGUAUGAAGGCUACUCGGCGAAUCCCAUCCUUACGAACACCAACACUACUGAGUAUUUCCAGACAGUCGGCCACGCAGAUCUUUUUCAAGAUGCGUCUGGGUAUUGGUGGGGCUCCGCCCUUGCCACAAGAUCUGGACCUUUAUGGGAAAACUAUCCAAUGGGCCGUGAGACUGUCUUAUUUCCAGUGACAUGGGACGAAGGCGAAUGGCCUGUUCUACAACCCGUCCGUGGCUCAAUGACUGGCUGGCCGCUGCCCCCACAAACGAGAGCAGUACCAGGAAGUGGACCGUUUGUUCAGGAUCCAGAUAUCAUAGACUUUCCUCCGGGCUCAGCGAUCCCGCCACAUUUUCUAUACUGGCGAUUUCCACCGACAGACGCGUUCGCGGUCUCCCCUCAGGAUCAUCCCAAUUCGCUUCGGCUACGUCCGUCGAAGUCAAAUCUUACGACCAACGCACCGGUUACAACGAUAGAAGAACUAAGUCUUAUCAUGCGUGUGCAGACAGACACCUUGUUUAGCUUCAGUGUCGAUAUUGUUUUAUUUAAGCCGAAUGUACAAGAGGAGGAGGUCGGCGUGACGGCUUUCCUCACGCAAACACAGCAUCUUGACUUGGGCAUUGUGCUCUUGCCUGUGAGCAGUUGCGGGCCGAAGGACAAGGUGGAGCUAGCCCCCCAUUUAAGAUUCCGUGUCACUAACGUACCCGCCCUGAACGGUAACUUUAAUGGAACCUUGCCAACUGUUAUCAAAAGAUUGCCAGAGAGUUGGCUAGAUGCACCUAUACGCUUACAAAUUGAGGCGGUCAAUGAGACCCAUUACGCGCUCUCUGCCGCAUCAUCGAAAAAACCUAGGAAUCAUGUACUGAUGGGCACAGCACCUGCAACGAUUUUAAGCGGCGGGGAUGGCGAAUUCACAGGUAAAAUUCUCCAAUUCUACAAGAGCCUCCGUUCUCAGAAGUUAAAUCAUGCUACCAAAACGCUUUAUGCCAGCCACCACAUUCUCUAA
This is a messenger RNA of Penicillium soppii, 1623 nucleotides long. RefSeq lists its product as uncharacterized. The coding region runs from base 1 to 1623 and encodes 540 amino acids. Gene Ontology annotation, molecular function: hydrolase activity, hydrolyzing O-glycosyl compounds. The record is from RefSeq and is a predicted model, not a curated record. Gene Ontology annotation, biological process: carbohydrate metabolic process. The transcript has a single exon. NCBI's taxonomy places the organism in Eukaryota, Fungi, Ascomycota, Eurotiomycetes, Eurotiales, Aspergillaceae.